CUUCAAUAUCACCUCCCAGGACAUUUUGCUCCUCCUCCUAAAAACAUACUUUUUAAGGGGAUUUUCCAUCUAUUCCCUUGCUUUCUGAGAACAGCUGAAACUGAGCGGACUGAGUCGGCAAGCUCUGAGUUUCUCACUCGUGUCUCACGGUCAAGGCUGUAUAGGGAAUUUUCACAAACCAGGGACACGGCUAGAACAGGGAAUACAAGAUCCCUUGAACAGAUGAUGCUGAUGUCACUCUUUGUUCUUUUUUUGGUUGUCCUCAGUCAGCCAUCAGGACUCCUGGCUGUAGUCGACAUGAAGUGCAGUGCCGAGAGUCGCGACAGAAGCGCUGUGCUGACAUGUGUAGCAGCUGGAAACUGUGAAGAGCAAGUCACCAUUGCUCACCUCAUGUGGAAAAGGGAUUCAGUGCCACUUGUUACACUGUCAGAAAACGGAAUUGAGAGCAAGGAACCAGAGCGCUUUGAAUUAAAGGAGGAGCCAUGGCAUGCCGAUUCCUGGGCCACUUCUCUGCAGAUAAACAACGUUAAAAGUCAGGACAAGGGAAAAUACAGCUGUAGUGUAAUCACUGAUUGUGGUACAUGGAAAGGAUCAGUUCAUUUGGACAUUCCAGAAACCGUGGAACUCCCGAAUCCGACACCACCACCACCACCGUCAGCAGAUAAUGGAGUAAUUGGAAAACGGGAACAGGACCCGAUACCCCCUGCUGAAAACACAGGACACCAUAAAGCAGCACUGGCAGGAACCGUUGCAACCCUUGUUGUGCUGAUUGCUGUGCUUGUUGCUGUGCGAAAACGGCAUCUCAUUGAGCAGCAGACGAGCAGGUUGCGGUUCAUUUUCCAUAAAAGAGCCGCACAAGCAGAAGAGGAACAGGAGCAGUACAUCAAGAACAUCAGGGAAGAGCAUGAUCCAGUGUAGAGAAGAUGGCACAGACACAAAUUUGGGGGUGAAAACUCAGUUCAAACACUUCACAUGUAAAUGUAAAUGUGAAGGGAAACCUGAGAAGCAGUUAUUACUCCCACAUGUUGUGAGGAGGACUGUUUAUUCUCUUUUGUGUGACGGUUGCGGUUGUCCACAAUCCUAGUCUUACAGCUGUAAUAGUAAGCGAGUGUCUCUGUACUGCACAGUGGCUCUCCACUAAAAACACUACUGUAUGCCGUAUGCUCUAUAUGUGUGUACCCACAUGUGCAAAUGUAUGUAAAUAUUACAGAAAAUGUAAUACUGUUGUGACUUGGGUGACCUGUGAUUUCUUGUCUUCAUUGCUAACAUUAAUGAGCAUGCUGUAUAUUAAUGUUAAUAUUACAUAAGAAAGGGGGCGCGGUGGCGCAGUGGGUUGGACCACAGUCCUGC
Scleropages formosus (Asian bonytongue) is the source of this 1350-nucleotide messenger RNA. Its product is annotated as neural cell adhesion molecule 2-like. The record is from RefSeq and is a predicted model, not a curated record. The coding region runs from base 223 to 918 and encodes 231 amino acids. Lineage: Eukaryota; Metazoa; Chordata; Actinopteri; Osteoglossiformes; Osteoglossidae. The transcript is spliced from 5 exons.